Molecule: messenger RNA, 2585 nt
Organism: Dendronephthya gigantea
Lineage: Eukaryota; Metazoa; Cnidaria; Anthozoa; Malacalcyonacea; Nephtheidae
Product: tolloid-like protein 1
Exons: 16
Coding region: 78-2414 (778 amino acids)
Source: RefSeq, a predicted model, not a curated record
UUUCCUGCGGACGAAGUUUGUUGUACACUCCGGGAACCCUCAAAAGUCCUGGAUAUCCUGAUUUUUACCCAAACGACAUGAACUGUGCAUGGACAAUUUCAAGCAUUUACGGAAACCGUAUUCUUCUCCAGUUUUCGAGUUUCUCGCUGGAAUAUGAUUCUGCAUGUGACUAUGAUUAUUUGGAGAUUUAUGACGGCAUGUACUCGUGGUCGAGAAAGCUGGGAAAAUAUUGCGGAAAAUAUUCUCCGGGUCAAUUAAUAUCAUCUGGAUCUAAACUCCAUAUUAUAUUUCACUCGGAUGUUAGCGGACGAAGACAAGGAUUUGUUCUAAACUUCUAUGACACAAAUGCCACCGCCGCUCCUUUUUUGUCGACGCCGUCGACGACAUCUAUACCAGUUUCCUGCGGAAGAAGUUUGUUAUACACCCCAGGAAUACUUAAAAGUCCUGGAUAUCCUUAUUUAUACCCAAACGAUAUUGACUGUGCAUGGACAAUAUCAAGCACUAACGGGAAGCAUAUACGUCUCCAGUUUUUGACUUUCUCGCUGGAAACGAAUUCUGGAUGUGGCUAUGAUUAUUUGGAAGUUUAUGACGGCGUAUCCUCAUCGGCCAGAAAGCUGGGAAAAUACUGUGGAACAUAUUUACCACAAAAAUUGGUAUCAUCUGGAUCUGAACUCCACAUUGUGUUUCACACGGAUGGCAGUGGACGAAGACAAGGCUUUUUUUUAAAUUUCAAUGACACAAAUGAUAACGCUACUCAAGAAUCAUGCGGAAAGCAUCACUUGUAUUCUCCUGGCACACUCAAAAGUCCUGGUUAUCCUAAUUUCUAUCCAAACAAUAUGGACUGCGAAUGGUUAAUUUCUGACACCAAGGGAAAGCCCAUUCUCCUCAAGUUUUUGAAUUUUUCACUAGAGGAUUGCGAAUAUGACUAUUUGGACGUUUAUGACGGCGAUUCCGCUGUUGCUUCAAAAUUGGGUCGAUUUUGCCUUGACCGAAUACCAAGAAUUCUGAUAUCCUCCGGCUCCAACAUUUUCAUCGUUUUUCAUACGGACAGUACUGUGCAGAAAAGUGGAUUUGUUUUAAAAUUUUCAAGCACAUAUGAUAUUUGUGGGAAAAGAAAUCUUCACCCUCCUGGUACACUUCAAAGCCCUUUCUAUCCCUCCCUUUACCCGGACAACAUAGACUGCAGCUGGAUCGUUUCUACCACCAAAGGAGAAAACAUUCUCCUGAAAUUUUCGCUUUUCUCGCUGGAAAGUCGUUACAUGUGUGAAUAUGACUAUUUGGAUGUUUUUGACGGUGACUCAGCGAAUGCAACAAGACUUGGGCGCUUUUGUGGAGAAGAAUUACCAAGAAAUCUGGUAUCAUCUAGUUCAAAAUUACUGAUCGUAUUUCACACUGAUCGAAAUGAACAGGGUUAUGGUUUUUCUUUGAAGUAUUCAACCACAAAAGGUAUAUGCGGGGAAAUCACUUGCAUUCUCCAGCUAAACUUGAAAGUCCUCUUUAUCCCUCUGUAUACCCCAAUAACAUUGACUGCAACUGGAUUGUAUCUACCAGCAAUGGAAAAAUUAAGCUUCAGUUUUCUUUUUUUUCGCAUAGCGUUCAAGAUAGAAAAUUAUUUGAGUUGUUCUCAUGAUUAUUUGGACGUAUAUGAUGGUGAUUCUGCGCAUGCAGUAAGACUGGGGCGAUAUUGUGGUAACAAAUUACCAAUAAAUCUGGUAUCAUCUGGAUCUAAAGUCUUCAUCGCUUUCCACACGGAUGGUAGUCAGAGAAGAAAGGGGUUUGUUUUGAAAUUCUUGGACACCUUUGGUUCUUGCGGUAGAAGACACCUGAAGUCUCCUGGUGAACUAAGAAGUCCUCGCUAUCCCUCUCCAUACGCCAACAACAUUGACUGCAACUGGAUUGUUUCCAGCAGAAAUGGGGGAAAAAUUCUUUUGCAGUUCUUAUUCUUCUCGACGGAAAGUGACUGGUAUUGUAGAUAUGAUUAUUUGGACGUUUACGAUGGCAACUCUGCGCAAGGAACGAAAUUGGGGCGAUAUUGUGGAAACAAAUUGCCAAGAAACUUGACAUCAUCUGGAUCUGAAUUAUUGAUCGUAUUUCACACGGACGGUACUCAGCAAAGAAAUGGAUUUAUUUUGAACUAUUCAGAAAAAUUCAAAGAGCCUAAAAAUGGAACCAAAUGGUAUAUAUUUGUAAUAAUUGCGGUGGCUGCAAUUAUCUUUGGUGCAUCAAUUGCAUAUCUUGCGGUGUGUUCUCGUCGGCGAUGGCUAAACCGAAAAUCUGAAUCAGAUCAGAACGAUUUAGUACCUUCACAUGACAAUCCACUGUACGAGCUAGAUGCAAGAAACCUUGAAGAAAAUCAUCACGAGUCAGGGAGAGCGCCAGGUGGCGAGGAUAACUUUAUUUAUAAUGAUAUUUAGAAUAAUUUAAUACUGUAAGUGCAUGAUCAUUGACGGGUUUUUAUAAGUAUAGACUAAUAUUAACACUAAUAGAAUAAGGAAAAGUAAGUUUCCGCGGAUGCACCAUUGCAAGUGUUUCCGAGAUUAAUAUAAAAUAAAAUAGCAUUUGAUAAUAAAAGUAGCAUAUCCUCG